GCUGCUCGUUUGCACACUCUAAAAAAUAACGGCUUAUAACUAAUGCAAACUACGCGUAGCACGCAAAGUAGUUAACUCACAUCCUAGUCAUACCCACUGAGUGUUAGUCGAAAGUGUAUCUCCAUUAUCUUAACAAUCGCGUGUGUGAUAAACGAUUUAUGUUCUGUUGCUGCAAGCAGCAGUAGCUUUAUCAAAUAAUUUUAUUUCCCAGCUGACAAUGCACGACAACGAUAAUAAGAAUGGCACAAUUGUAUAUCCGACAAGUGCCAAGGCUAAAUUGGAUACCAACGAUGAUUACGAUCCGCAUAUGCAUCGCAAUGUGAAGAAUCCAACCAACAACUGGCAGACCUUUGCGCAUUUCCUGAAGGCUUCCAUAGGCACUGGAGUGCUGGCCAUGCCCAGCGCCUUUGCGCAUGCGGGUUACAUUAAUGGCGUCAUUCUUACGAUACUUAUAGGCUCUUUGGCUUUGUAUUGUUUGCAUAUAUUGAUAAACUCGAUGUAUGAGCUUUGCAAGCGUGAGCGUGUGCCCUACGUAAGCUUUUCGGAUGCCAUGAAGUUGGGCUUACAACAAGGUCCGCCCGCAUUACGUUGUCUAGUGCCUAUUGCUACUCCCUUUGUUGACGGUUUCCUGGCCUUCUAUCACUUUGGCAUUUGCUGCGUCUAUGUUGUCUUCAUAGCGGAGAGCAUCAAACAGCUUGUGGAUGAGCAUUUGGUCGUCUGGGACGCACGCAUACAUAUGUGUCUGCUGAUAGUGCCACUGCUGCUAAUCUACAGCAUACGCAACUUGAAAGUGUUAGCGCCAUUUUCGAGCGGCGCCAACUUGUUGCUAUUUGUAGGCUUCGGCAUGGUUUUGUAUUAUAUAUUUGAUGAUUUGCCGCCGCUAAGUGAGCGCGAGCCUUUUGUUGAAGUAAGCAAGCUGCCAACGUUCUUUGGCACAGUGUUGUUUGCCUUGGAGGCGGUGGGCGUGAUUUUGGCUAUAGAGGAAAAUAUGGCUACGCCGCGCGCCUAUGUCCAGCCCUGCGGCAUUAUGAACUGGGGCAUGUCCAUUGUCUUGUUCUUAUAUGUGCUGCUGGGCUUCUUUGGCUACUGGAAAUAUGGCCCAGAGGCGCUUGGCAGCGUGACAUUGAAUAUACCUCAAGAGAAAAUUAUGGCUCAGGUGGUUAAGAUAUUCUUUGCCAUUACUACAUAUAUAUCAUAUGCGCUGCAGGGCUAUGUCACAGCAAAUAUUGUGUGGGGCAAAUAUCUGAGCAAACGCAUUAAAGAUACAUCCAAGCAUACGCUAUUCGAGCUGCUCUUUCGUGCCUGCAUUGUGCUGUUGACUUUUGCCUGCGCCGUUGCCAUACCAGACUUGUCCGUGUUCCUAUCGCUUGUGGGCAGCUUUUGCUUAUCCAUAUUGGGUCUUAUUUUUCCAGCUCUGCUGCAAAUCUGUGUGCAAUAUGAAACUGGCUAUGGACGCUUUAAUUUUAGACUCUGGUGCAAUUUGUUGCUAUUGCUGUUUGGCUUCUUUGGCGGCAUUGUGGGCACCUAUGUGAGCAUUGUGGAUAUUAUUAACGCCUUUAGCAAUUAACUUUAACGUUUAGUCAAUAAAACUGUAGAUUAGUCAAGUUUCAAACCAGCAGCAACAGCAAA
Messenger RNA from Drosophila busckii, 1629 nucleotides. RefSeq names its product proton-coupled amino acid transporter-like protein CG1139. The transcript is spliced from 9 exons. NCBI's taxonomy places the organism in Eukaryota, Metazoa, Arthropoda, Insecta, Diptera, Drosophilidae. The coding region runs from base 218 to 1567 and encodes 449 amino acids. Gene Ontology annotation, molecular function: amino acid transmembrane transporter activity. The record is from RefSeq and is a predicted model, not a curated record. Gene Ontology annotation, cellular component: vacuolar membrane. Gene Ontology annotation, biological process: amino acid transmembrane transport.